Messenger RNA from Salarias fasciatus (jewelled blenny), 1661 nucleotides. It is a transcript of the gene gtf2e2, whose product is annotated as general transcription factor IIE, polypeptide 2, beta. NCBI's taxonomy places the organism in Eukaryota, Metazoa, Chordata, Actinopteri, Blenniiformes, Blenniidae. Bases 193 to 1056 code for a protein of 287 amino acids. Gene Ontology annotation, cellular component: transcription factor TFIIE complex. Gene Ontology annotation, biological process: transcription initiation at RNA polymerase II promoter. The transcript is spliced from 8 exons. The record is from RefSeq and is a predicted model, not a curated record. Gene Ontology annotation, molecular function: TFIIH-class transcription factor complex binding.
CGUCACGUGAACGUACAACAUGACAAAAAGAUGUGUGCGAAGUUGGUCAGCUAAUGUCGUCUUACAGUAUUGUUUAGACUGAUAAGGUGAUUUGGUGCAAGAAGCUCCCGUCGUAUUUCCUCCGUGGAAAGUUUGAAGCUGCCCGUUUCUUCGCGUGACAACAGCACGAAGUGCCAGAAGGUGACAACCAAGAUGGAUCCAGCUCUACUGAGGGACAGAGAGCUCUUCAAAAAAAGAGCUCUUUCCACGCCGGCUGUCGAGAAAAGGCAGGCUACAUCAGACUCUGGAUCGCACAAGAAGAAAAAGCCCAAAUUAGACAAGGAGAGCUCCUCAGGGUCCAAACACAGUACUGAAUCGAGUAAUGGCAACAUCAACAUCAAGGCCAGCUCUGGAUACAAGUUUGGCUGCUUGGCCAAGAUUGUCAAUUACAUGAAGACAAGGCAUCAGAAUGGUGACACACACUUCUUGACACUAGAUGAGAUUCUGGAUGAGACCAAACUCCUGGACAUCAGCAUGAAGCAGAAACAAUGGCUCAUGACUGAGGCAUUGGUCAAUAAUCCUAAAAUAGAGGUACGGGAUGGGACGUAUGGCUUCAAGCCCAAAUACAACCUCAAGGACAAGAAAGCUUUGCUGAGGCUGCUGGACAAACACGACCAGCUGGGCCUGGGAGGAGUGCUGCUGGACGACGUGGAGGAGGGGCUGCCCAACUCCGCCAAGGCCAUCAAGGCGCUGGGAGAUCAGAUCAUCUUCAUCACGAGACCAGACAAGAAGAAGAUUCUCUUCUAUAAUGACAAACACUGCCAGUUCACAGUAGAUGAAGAAUUUCAGAAGCUGUGGCGGAGCGUCCCUGUCGACUCCAUUGAUGAAGAGAAGAUUGAGGAAUACCUGAAAAAACAAGGCAUCUCCUCCAUGCAAGAAACAGGACCAAAGAAAGUGUUACCGGUUCAAAAGAGAAAGAAGCAAGGUGGUCAGAGGAAGAGACAAUUCAAGACCCACAACAACCACUUGGCGGGGGUCCUGGAGGACUAUUCCGACGGUGUGCCUGUGAAGAAGUGAAACCUCUGGGCUCACAUCAGUCUGUAACUCAGACCCGGCUGCAGAUGGAGACCUCGGUGCCACUUUGACACAGACCUUUAAUGGCUGCUUAUAGUGUCAAAGAAAGUUGCGUUUUCCUUUUCAUUCCUCGAAGUGAUCAGUUGACUUGACAGCACCUGUGUUCUGGAACUCUUUUCAUUCUGUUUACGAGUGAGUGAACUGCUGAAGGACACUGAAGAAACGUGUGAACUACGACCACUAAAGACAUCGGACGCCCUCACCUCACCUCUGAGAGGGCACCGCAGAAUUACAGUUAGAAGUUCAUGAGGCUGAUGUGUGUAAAUACUUUUCCUUCCAUCAUUUUAUUUAGUACACUGCAAAGAUAAUUGAACAUUUUGAGUGGACUGUGUUAAUAUUACAAAUAGAAAAACAGCCUUGUGUCGUGGAUUACGUUACGUGAAGAAUCUGCAACUUUACUUCUGUUGGAAUUUGAAAAUAUUAAAUAGUUUUACUUUACAGUACCAAGAUAUCGUGGUUUAAACCUUUAAAUCUUUCAGCCUAUUUUCAUUACAUUAUUGCGUAAUGCUGCCUGGACUCUGAAUUAUUGGCAUUUUAAAAGCCACAAU